CUCAGCUCGCAACGGGGGUGGGGAGAGGGUCGGUCCACGCCUGCGCGGUAGCGGGUUGGGCCCGGCUACGUAGUGUGCGCAGCUGCCGGCGUAGCGUGGAGCCGCAGAUGGAGCCUCCCUCCGGCGCAGCAGAGAAUUCUAAGCUGAGACAUGUAGAAAAAGAUGUCUUGAUUCCACAGAUAAUGAGAGACCGAGCUAAGGAGCUGUGUUCAGAUAAAGUGCGAGCAUUUACUAAAUGCUGCAAAGAAACUGGUUUUCUUAUGGUGGUGAAGUGUCGGGAAGAGAACACAGCACUGAAAGAUUGCCUCGUUGGCUACUAUUCUGAUCCAUCAUUCUAUGAAGAAUGCAAAGCAGAAUAUUUGAAGCAAAGAGAAGAAUACAGAGCAACUGGAAUUAAGAAAAAAAGGCAAAAGAUUACUUCAAAUAUAUAGUUAAAAUUUAAAAUGAACUGUUACAGUUUUAUAUCCAACUUAAUGAUUUGACUUGAUUUAAACAGACUUUGAAAUCAUCAGUAUCUUGUGGUAAAAUUUAGCAGCAAGUCAGUAAAAGAAAUAUCUCUGAAGCUGAAGGUUCUCAUUUUCUGUACUCAAGUUUAUAAUGCAUGCAAUUUCUCUUGCAAACCUUGACAGCAAAAACCUGCUCCUCCAUCUGGACUUGAGAUUUUGUUACCAAUUAACAAACAGCCUUUUGAAAUUUCAAGCUUGUAUCUAGUUAUACGUGGCAGGCUACAUAAAAAUUUAAGGGUGAACAAAUGUGAGGUAUAUAUGAAAACUAGUCUCUUCAUCACCUGACAUUGAAAGUACCUGGAAAUAUUUUUGAUGCUCUUACUAGAUGUGUGGUAAAUGCAGAAGACAAGACCUUCUUGGACCAAUUUACUUUUUCAUGAAAGCACUGAGUUGUAAGAGCUCAAUAUUGCUUCUACCUGCACUGUGACUUAAAUUCUGAGAUUACAAUAUGAAAAGAGAUGGAUGUUUCAUGUCUUUGUAUGGCACAACUGACUGCUUCAGCUUCAGAGUCAGCUCCAGAGGAGAACUCAAGAGUUGUCCCAUACGGCCUUUCCUUGAGAGUAGGAACAGGGCAAGAAAUCACUGAGAAAUGUCUUCCCCCACUAUCAUUUUUUCAUCAUGAAGAUUAUAUACACUUCCAUACUUCAGGAGCGACCACACUUGCACAAUGAUUAUGGAUGAGUAAACAAGUGAACUACAUUCUUAAGAUGCAGGUCAGUUUUUAAACAUCUAUUAAUACUGUUGCAAAAACUAACCAUAAACAAGGCCCUAUAUGGAAAGGGACAAGGAUUUCUUGCAUACAGAUACUUAAAACUGCAUAAUUGUAGACCACUAAGUAGUAUGAGUAUGGAAAGGCCACACACAGGGUAUUUGUUCACAUAGUGAAUUUCUUGUCACGAUAUUAAAAAUGAAAUAGAAAUAUCUUUUUCCUAAUUAAUAAAUUUUGGAACAUUUGCAUUUAA
This is a messenger RNA of Coturnix japonica (Japanese quail), 1468 nucleotides long. It is a transcript of the gene CMC1, whose product is annotated as C-X9-C motif containing 1. Gene Ontology annotation, cellular component: mitochondrion. Lineage: Eukaryota; Metazoa; Chordata; Aves; Galliformes; Phasianidae. The record is from RefSeq and is a predicted model, not a curated record.